Messenger RNA from Brenthis ino (lesser marbled fritillary), 2697 nucleotides. Lineage: Eukaryota; Metazoa; Arthropoda; Insecta; Lepidoptera; Nymphalidae. The record is from the annotation of a GenBank genome assembly.
AUGAGGAUAAUACACUUCAUAUACCUGCAGACUUGUUUAUCAACAGUCGUGGCCGUCUAUAGUAAGGAAUAUAUGAGCAUUGUAGGACCACAAAUACCUCUAAAUAACAACUCACAUUACGGCUACAGCAUCGCGUAUUUUGACAAACAAUUAUUUAUAAGUGCACCAGCAGCAGACAACAUUGGACACAUUUAUAGUUAUAACAUUAUUUCAGAUACGGUUAAAAAAAUUGAUACUUCUAUGUUCCCACGAUCCCAUAUGUUUCCACGAUUAAACAAUGACAAAACCGACUAUUGGAUGGGAGCAUCUAUAAAAACUGGUCCUACGUUUUUAGUGAUAUGUGCCCCACGAGCCGUUUCUCAACCGUACGGAGCAACAGUUACAGUGGGAACUUGUUUUAAGCUUUCACAUCAGGAAGAUAAAACGAUUGUAAAGAGACUCCCUGAUUUAGCUGAAGCGGACAAACAAUCAAAUGGAGGCAUGAACAGCUAUGGAUGGAGCAUAGAAGUGGACCACCGUGGCAGAAUCCUGGUCGGUGGUCCAGCUGUUGUGCAGGAUAAAAAUAGUGGGGUAGAAAUUUUUUACAAUGACGACAUAAGCCCAACACUAGUCAAUACAACUAACAUUAUAAAUUUAGGCUACAGUAUAGUAAGUGGGAACUUUUUAACCAACACAGAAGUAACAUACGCCGUCAGUACAACUUACGGCGAGCAUGGAGAAGGGGAGAUCCUCUUUUUUGAUGAAAAAGUAAAAUACAUUAAUAUGCUCGACCAUGGUGAAGUGGGCUCUAUGUAUGGGGCAGUACUUUGUGCAGCUCGCUUGGGGCAUACUCGUACUUCUUUAUUGGUGGGAGCCCCAACGUUCGCUAGCAAUAGUCAAUACAACACUGGAGCUGUGUACCUAUAUAUUCCAGUAAAUAAGACAGAAAUUAUACUAUAUCGAAUAAUAAAAGGAACAGUAGAUGGCGGCCACUUUGGUAGCGCUAUAGCGAAUUUGGGGGAUUUAGACGGAGACAACAAAGAAGAUUUUGCUAUUGGAGCACCGUAUGAGGGACUAGGUGCAGUGUACAUAUACACUGGUUCUGGUCUACUUUCUGACCAGACAUGGUGGCGGAAGAUCCAACCAGAAAAAUUCAAGUCAUUUGGUUUCAGCCUUGUUUCUUUGCCUACCAUUUCUGAAAAACGGUGUAAUGAUCUAGCCGUUGGAGCACCGUUAAGUAACCAUGUAUUCAUACUGAAAUGCAUUCCUGUCACUACUAUCGAAAUAUAUACAGAGUUUCCGGAUUUGCAGAAUCGUUCAAAUCAAACAUUUUUUCAAUUUUUUAUAUGUCAUAAGUUUAUCUAUCCGACCAAUCUGAAACUUAUAAAAUCAAAAAUAAGGAUCCAUGUUCAAAUGACACAUUCCUCAGCAACAUUACAGAAAAAGAGCUACUACGUUUCUACGACAAUGAAAAAAUGUCAAGCUCGUAACGUCCUAACACCAAUUAAAGGUAAUUACGAUGAGUUAUUAAAGUUCAACUUCACAGCAGUUGUAGAAACACCAAAGAAGGGAGUUCCUGAUAUUGUAUUGAGUGAUAGAAGCAUUAUUUCAUUGCAAAAGUCAGUAUGGGCUGCGAACUGCAGGUUAAUGUACGGUCAUUGUUUACCACAAUUGAAGGCAGAGCCCUCGAGUUCUUUCUCAAUUCCGUACAAAGUGGGCUUACAAAAAACUGAGCAAUUCUCUCUCGUAAUUAAGAAUUCUGGUGAGAUCGCAUACGAUGCAUGCGCAGUAGUUUGGCUGCCAAGGGCUCUUAUGAAGCAUAUACCACCAGGCUGUACCCGCGAUGGUAUCACUCAGCGAGUGGUAUGUAAACCUUCAGAACCUAUACCGUCAGGUUCUAAAUGGAAAACUGGUAAUAUUGAAAUCGACACAACUUCCUUAACGAAUAAAGAUGAAAGUAUAGAUAUUCAUUAUGACAUAUACGGUCAUUGUGGAAAUGAAACGGAAAAACAAAGCAGCAAAUUAUCAUUUCCAUUAGUUUUCGGCUUUGACGGCAUCGUUAUUAGUGGUGCUUCAAGCCCUAACAAAGUCUUGAAUAUUAGUAUAGAAGAUGUCAGUUCGGGGAAGCAAUUCCAUCAUAUUUAUACUAUAAUCAACAACGGUGCUUUUGACUUAGUGGAUGUUAAAUGUAAAAUAUUACGUAGCGAUAGAAGCUAUUUGGAAUACAAUACACCUACAGUGAUACAAACGAAAGGUAAUACUACCUCUUCACAAACCUGCGUGUUGGGUGAAGAGGGGCAAAUAGAAGAUAUGAUCUGCAAUAUUGGCGAGUUGCUAAAAGCGAGUGAAAUAGUUGUUUUAUUACCGAUACGAUUCCUGCCAAAUACAUUUAGCAAUAUUAUAAAUGAAAAUAGAACAAUUUAUACUGUACUUAGUCUUGAAAUACUAGGUAAUACUAGUAAAGUUUUAUAUUCCAAUACUGCAAGUACAAGAACACUCCUGGAACCGCAAACUACGUCUGUACCGGUCUGGAUCUCGAUCAUUGCCUUCCUCAUUGCGCUAUUUAUUUUAAUAAUAAUAGUGCUCGUAUUACGCGAGUGUGGUUUUCUAAAAAGGAAGAACAAAACGAAUUUAGAACGAUUAAAGAAUACAAUACAUUCAAGACAUCAAAGAGGAUCACAGAACGUGUCUCUGUGUCCAGGACAUGAAGAGCAAGAG